AUGUACAGAAAUGUAGAGGUUCAAAUUGGCCAAAUUGCUAGUUCCUUGAAUAAUCGAAAUCAAGGGGAAUUACCUAGCAAAACUGAGGUCAAUCCUAAAGAACAUGUUAAGGCCAUUACUCUUCGUAGUGGUAAACAAUUGGAAGAUCCUCCAGUGAGCGGAGGUAAGAAGGAUGAGAGUGAAGAAAAUGCUGAAAAACAGAGGAACCAAGAGGCAACUAUGGAGGGAAAUAGUCGGCAGAAUCCAAGAGAAACACAGCCAUCAUCUUCCACUAACAUUCCAAUACCUCCUGCGGUUCCAUUUCCUCAAAGAUUAAAACAGAAUAAGUUUGAUAAAGAUUUUGAAAAAUUUGUUAAAAUGUUCAAACAAUUGCACAUUAACAUUCCUUUUGCUGAUGCUAUAUUGCAGAUUCCAUCUUAUGCGAAAUUUCUCAAAGAAAUCAUGACACGAAAGAGGAAGUUGGAAGACUGCGAGACAAUAGCAUUGACGGAGGAGUGUAGUGCAAUUAUACAAAAUAAACUACCACCGAAAUUGAAGGAUCCAGGAAGUUUCUCUAUACCUUGCACCAUAGGUAGUAUUAAUUUUUCUAAAGCAUUAUGUGAUCUUGGUGCUAGUGUAUCAUUGAUUCCUUUAACGGUGGCUAGACAACUAGGUUUGCAUGAACUUAAACGAACUAAUAUUACCUUGCAGUUAGCGGACAGGUCUAUUAGACAUCCAUUAGGAGUGUUGGAAAAUGUAUUGAUAAAAGUUCAAAAAUUUAUCAUUCCAGUGGAUUUUGUGGUGUUAGAUAUGGAAGAGGAUGUAUCUAUGCCAAUUAUUCUUGGUAGACCGUUUUUAGCUACUGCAGGUACUAUUAUUGAUGUUAAAAAUGGCAAACUCAAGUUUCAAAUAGGUGAAGAAGAGGUAGAGUUUAAUUUGCAUGAAAUGGAAAAAUACCCUUCUUUUACCGAUCAUGCAUAUUCUAUCGGCACAAUUGAAAAACUAACUCAAGAGCUGAGCCAAGUCAAUUUUGACUUCGAUCCUCUUGAGUAUUGUUUAAUGAGUUCAGGUAUGCAAGAUGGAGAUUCUGAAGAAAUUGAAGAAUUGGUCAAGUAUUUGAAUUUUCAAGCACCUUAUAAACGGGGUAAUGUAUACGAGAGUCUUGGCCAAGGAAAAGGGUUUUCACAACCUUCAGAAAUUGAACCUCCAAGGUUAGAGCUUAAGCCACUUCCAACUCAUCUAAGUGUACUAAAUUGCUAA
Coffea eugenioides is the source of this 1239-nucleotide messenger RNA. RefSeq lists its product as uncharacterized. Bases 1 to 1239 code for a protein of 412 amino acids. The record is from RefSeq and is a predicted model, not a curated record. The transcript has 2 exons. NCBI's taxonomy places the organism in Eukaryota, Viridiplantae, Streptophyta, Magnoliopsida, Gentianales, Rubiaceae.